AUGUCCCCCCUUUCCCCCCCCCCUCGCCCUUCUGGAUCGUCGGCGGCCCCGGUUGUUCCCCACAAAUCCCCCCCCCCUCGGAAAUGCCAACUUUCCGCAUUACGCUCGUCGCACUCGCUGCAUCCCCCAAAAUGUAAAAAUUCCUCCCGUGUUUCCUCUAACCCUUUUUUUUUUCCUCAUUUCUACCUCCCUCAUUUAUUUACCCACAUUCACUUUACAUUAUACAGUUGUAGGUAUCUAUUAUUUGGCCCUCCCUCCACCCUCCUCAAUUCGUCAACUCAUCAGAUCAGUUUGCGUCACCUCUAUCUUCCCCUUCUCUUUUCCAAACAGAUAAUGUUCUCCUCAAUCUACAAGAAAUCUCUUAUCCAAUCAACCCAAACUAUGAGAGCCAUGGCAACCCAUUCUCUUCCAAAGAAAUACGGUGGUAAAUAUACAGUCACCUUGAUUCCAGGUGAUGGUAUUGGUAAGGAAAUCACAGACUCUGUCCAACAGAUCUUCCAUCAUGAAAAUGUGCCGGUUGAAUUCGAAACCAUUGAAAUGUCCGGUUUGGAAGGUCACGAAUCCAAAAUUGACGAGGCAAUCUUAUCUUUAAAGAGAAACAAGAUUGGUUUAAAGGGUAUUACACACACCCCAACCGACCCUUUUGUCAAGUCCUUGAACGUUGCCUUCAGAAAAGAAUUGGACAUUUAUGCUUCUCUUGUCUUUAUUAAAAACAUUGAAGGUGUUCCUUCAAAAUUAAAUGAUAUUGAUUUUGUUUUAGUUAGAGAAAACACCGAAGCAGAAUACUCUGGUUUGGAACAUCAAUCUGUUCCAGGUGUUGUUGAGUCCUUAAAGAUCAUCACCAAAUACAAGACCGAAAGGGUUGCUAGAUUUGCAUUCGACUUUGCAAAGAAGAAUGAUAGAAAAUUAGUCACUGCUAUCCAUAAGGCAAACAUCAUGAAGUUGGGUGAUGGUUUGUUCAGAAACACAAUUAAGGAAAUCGGUGUCAAGGAAUACCCAGACAUCCAAGUGAAGGACUUGAUUGUCGAUAACGCGUCCAUGCAAGCUGUUUCUAAGCCUCAACAAUUUGACGUUAUGGUCACUCCAAACAUGUACGGUGCAAUCUUGUCAAACAUUGGUGCAGCUCUAGUUGGUGGCCCUGGUUUUGUUCCAGGCGCUUCUUACGGUAGAGAAUACGCCGUCUUUGAACCAGGUUGUAGACACGUUGGUUUGGACAUCACAGGUAAGAACGUUGCUAACCCAACUGCAAUGAUUUUAUCCGCUGUUAAGAUGUUGGAACACUUGGGUCUUGACGAUUACGCUACAAGAAUCGAACAGGCUACUAAGGACGUCCUUGCAGAAGGUAAGACUGUUACCAUGGAUAUUGGUGGUAACGCAUCCACCACUGAAUUCACCGAGGCUAUCAUUGCUAAACUCAAUUAG
Molecule: messenger RNA, 1422 nt
Organism: Pichia kudriavzevii
Lineage: Eukaryota; Fungi; Ascomycota; Pichiomycetes; Pichiales; Pichiaceae
Exons: 1
Coding region: 1-1422 (473 amino acids)
Biological process (GO): isocitrate metabolic process; tricarboxylic acid cycle
Cellular component (GO): mitochondrion
Molecular function (GO): isocitrate dehydrogenase (NAD+) activity
Source: RefSeq, a predicted model, not a curated record